UUGCCCAGAUGCUACAUCAACCAUAUCAUGGACUGUAGUGCCAGCAGCAGAACCAUCCACAUCUUUUGUGAUGCAUCUGAACGUGCUUAUGGUUCUGUGGCAUACCUGCGGACAGAUAGUGGUGAAGGACAGGUUCAAGUGGCAUUCCUAGCCGCCAGGUCCAGAGUCGCCCCAAAGAAGCAGCUCUCCAUACCCCGGCUUGAGCUUUGUGGAGCUUUAACAGGAGCGCAGCUAGCUUCAGUGCUAAUCAAAGAGCUCACAGUCCAGAUCCAAGCAGUGGUUUACUGGACCGACUCCACCACAGUUCUUAACUGGCUUCAGUCGGACUCCUGCAGAUAUAAAGUGUUUGUGGGCACAAGAGUAGCAGAGAUACAGGAGCUGACAGACAUUAAUGCCUGGCGCUAUAUUGAGUCUGCCUUAAACCCUGCAGACGACAUCACAAGAGGAAGAACACUAACCCAACUCACUGGAGAGAACAGAUGGAGCCACGGACCCUCCUUCCUUGUGCAACCAUCUGUCCAGUGGCCGGUAAAUCCAGUCAGUCCAGUCACAGAAGAGCAGGAAGCGCUGCGGACCACAGUGUUUUGUGGCUUGGCUACCAGUGCUUCAGAUCGAGCUGUCCCGGACAUCCAGCAGUUUAAAACAUAUCAAGAGCUUCUGGAUGCCGUCACACAGGGGUCACACGGGGCGGCCGAUAAAAUGUCUCUCACGGCUGACGACUACCAUGAGGCAGAGCUAGUGCUCUUGAGACAUGCACAGACCGAAAGCUUCCCUGCAGAAGUGGCACUGCUCAAAGCUGGUAAGUCCCUCCCCUCUACCAGCAGAUUACUAACAUUGUCUCCUGAGUAUGACAGAUCGUCCAGCCUGAUCCGUGUCGGUGGUAGACUCAGAAGAUGUGACACUCUGAGCCCAGACGUGCUGCACCCUAUUCUCCUGUCAGCCUCUCACCCAGUCUCCAAGCUCCUGAUUCAGCACUAUGACUGCGAGCUGCACCACCCUGGAGCUGAGCGCGUGUUUGCUGAGCUGCGCCGGAAGUAUUGGAUACUGAGGGGUAGAGAAGCAGUCAAGAAACACCAACAUACCUGUGUGGACUGCAGAAAGUGGAGAGGCACACCUCAAGUGCCCAAAAUGGCUGACCUACCUCCCUCCAGUCUCAGGCUCUUCAGACCGGCCUUUUAUUCUACAGGUGUCGACUGUUUUGGACCCAUGCUUGUUAAAGUGGGCAGGCGCACAGAGAAGAGGUGGGGCAUCCUUUACAAGUGCCUCACUACGCGAGCCAUUCACCUGGACCUCCUGCCCAACAUGGACACAGACUCAUUUCUUAUGUCACUCAGACGCUUUAUUGCUCGCAGAGGGAAACCAUACGAGCUCCUCUCAGAGCAGGGUACCAAUUUCAAAGGAGGAAGUAGGGAGCUGCAUGAAGCCUUCCUUGCCCUGGAACCUGCCUUAAAGACAAAACUAGCAGCACAACAGAUCCGCUUCCAGUUUAAUCCCCCCAACGCUCCACACUUUGGUGGUUCAUGGGAGCGAGAGGUGAGAUCCGUGAAGAACGCUCUCCGCACCACUUUAGGAGAUCAGACAGUACCAGAUGAGGUGCUAAGGACAGUCCUCAUUGAGGUAGAAGGGAUUCUUAAUUCUCGGCCCCUGGGCUAUGUGUCCUCUGACUUUGCUGACCCCGAUCCAGUUACACCUAACUGCCUGCUGAUGGGGCGGCCAGACUCAUCCCUUCCACAGGUGGUCUAUCCUGAAUCAGAGCUGCUGAGCCGGAAAAGGUGGCGCCAUUCACAAGUUUUAGCAGAUCACUUCUGGAAGCACUUCAUUCAACACUUUCUGCCCACUUUACAAGCACGGCAGAAGUGGAAGACAGAGAAAGAGGACAUUACUGCGGGCACAAUUGUGCUCAUUGUGGACCAGCAGACCCCCAGAGCUCUCUGGCAGGUGGGAACAGUAAAAACGGUGAUUCCAGGAGUAGACGGUCGAGUGAGGACGGCUGUUGUUCAAGUAAAGGACCGGACCUACACUCGCCCUGUUGUUCGUCUCAUCAAACUGCCAGCUUUACCCCAGGACAGUACAGACACCUAAUGGUCAAAUUUACACAGCAAAUUUGGGGGCGGCUGUAUAAAAGACUAUCCAUAAAGCCCAUUUAGUUCUGUUAUAUUACUGGGUUUGUUUAGUUGUUCUUAAUUGUUGUUAUCCCUUGUUGCACCACUAGAGGGAGCGCGAGUGUACACCAGUGCGCCGCAGAUGCGCAGAUUAUAAUUUACAUGGUUGCACAACGUUACGUGCAUCGGCGCUCUCUCGAACUGACUUAAUGUCUGAAUUAUAGUGUGCGUCCCUUAGAUAUAACCACACUGCUGUCACACUGCUGUCACACUGCUGUCACACACCCCCCACACACACAAACCCACACAUACACCCAUAUACGCCCACACCCCAAGUAAGGACAUUAAAAGGAACGUUCUACCUGUACCUGCCUGUGGACUCCCUCAUUCUUAAGCCUCACCUGAACAUACCUAAUCGCUGUCCUGACCCGACACCCUGCAGUGAUUGCUAGCCAGGGUUCAAGCUACUGCAUA
Molecule: messenger RNA, 2576 nt
Organism: Periophthalmus magnuspinnatus
Lineage: Eukaryota; Metazoa; Chordata; Actinopteri; Gobiiformes; Gobiidae
Exons: 2
Coding region: 28-2082 (684 amino acids)
Biological process (GO): DNA integration
Molecular function (GO): nucleic acid binding
Source: RefSeq, a predicted model, not a curated record